AUGUCGGCCUGUUGUAGACAUGUUCUGGGUUUGCUCUUAUCCAUCAUUGGCUUUUUAGGGACGAUAUUCAUCUGCGCACUGCCGCUAUGGAAAACCUCAGUCUUCUUUGGUUCAAGCAAUACCGUUUCUCAGAUCCACUUUGAGGGUCUGUGGGAGAUGUGUGUGAUAAGGAGUACAGGCAAUAUGCAGUGCAAAUCCUACGAUUCUAUACAGGACUUACCUAAAGACCUGCAGGAUGCCAGAGUGCUCAUCGUUUUUGCUAUCAUCAUCCAGUUCUGUGGGAUUCUGCUUAGCGUGGUUGGGAGCAAAUGCAUCAACUUUAUACCAGACGCAAGGCGAAAGACCAAAGCGGAUAUAGCUUCUGGAGUCUUGUUACUCAUUGCAGCUAGCUUGGUGGCCCUGCCUGUCUACUGGACCACACACGCCAUCGUUAAGGAUAUGUUCAAUCCUGACCUGACCAACAAUCAAAGAACGGAUCUGGGAGCUUCACUCUACAUCGGCUGGGUGUCCGCAGGACUGCUAUACCUGGGAGGAGCCCUUCUCUGCCGUUCCUUUUUCUGCAGGAAUGAGACAGAAUGUGACGUUAAAUCUGCACAUACUAACACUAAACAACAACGUUCAUCUAGACAGCGUUCUACUAGAAACAAGAAAAAGGUUUCAUGA
Molecule: messenger RNA, 663 nt
Organism: Pelmatolapia mariae (spotted tilapia)
Lineage: Eukaryota; Metazoa; Chordata; Actinopteri; Cichliformes; Cichlidae
Product: claudin-4-like
Exons: 1
Coding region: 1-663 (220 amino acids)
Biological process (GO): bicellular tight junction assembly; cell adhesion
Cellular component (GO): plasma membrane; bicellular tight junction
Molecular function (GO): structural molecule activity
Source: RefSeq, a predicted model, not a curated record